Molecule: messenger RNA, 5154 nt
Organism: Copidosoma floridanum
Lineage: Eukaryota; Metazoa; Arthropoda; Insecta; Hymenoptera; Encyrtidae
Product: proton channel OtopLc
Biological process (GO): proton transmembrane transport
Cellular component (GO): membrane
Molecular function (GO): proton channel activity
Source: RefSeq, a predicted model, not a curated record
UACCUCCGUCUCUGUCGGGCGCGAAUUAAGAGGCGCGCGUAUCGCUCGAGUUUAUCGGAGGGGCCUCCGCGCGCAACCCGUGGCAUUAGUUACAUCCGCGACAUUGCAGUGUCCGAAAGUGAGAGCUUCGGUCGCAUCGAGCGACAUGUCACGCUGAAGCUCGACGGAGACGACACAUCGGCGGCUAUGCUCAUCAAGGAGACGUCGGUCAGUUGGCCAGGACUACCGGCGGCCCUGCCGUCGCCCGCUUCGCCCUCGGCGGUGAUCGUUUCUCCGGAGACGCUGUCGCGCCACAGCAGCAGCUCGCCCUCGAGGACCACCCGGCAGCCCCAGUACAUGCUGGCGCUGCCGUGUCCCACCAGCCAGCCGAUACCUGCCGUCUGUUACCCGGCGCCCACUUACCUCGACCUCGAGGUCACCACCCACAAGAAUUGGAAGUACCAGGGAUGCGACGCGUUCGCGACCACGCUGAGCGCCCUUUACGGCAAACUCCUGGUCGUCAUGGGCAUCGCUUUUCCCAUGUCGGAAGUCAUUUCCACGUACAUCCCACCCUCGUUUUACGAGGCCUUCUACCUCUACCUCUACAUCGGCAGUAUGUUCUUUCUCCUCGUCAUGUACUCCUGCACGAUGUGCUGCAGCGGCGAGCCGAAGCAGAAGAAGCAGAAGCAGCAGCAGAAGGACGCGAGCGACCUGGACUCGUCGCAAUCGUCGAGCGGAGGUGGCGGCGACAGCGACGCCCCGCACCCGUCCACCUGUCCCCACCUGUUCGACCGGCCGGCCCAGCACUACGGCAGUUUCUACCUGCGCAUGGGUGCGGUCGCCUUCGGCGUUGGCUCCAUGAUUUACUCGGGCCUCGAGUUCGGCCAGUACUUUGAGCUAGAGCGCAACACCAAGUGCCACAACAUCAUGAUGGCCAUCACACCCGCCACCCGCAUGGCCUUCAUCUUCAUCCAGAUGUACUUUAUCUUUCUCAACGAUAAGCAAAUGAAAGUGUACAGUCACAGAGUCAUCGCCCGAUUUGGAUUGAUGCACAUGAUAGGCACGAACCUCUCGGUCUGGCUGAGCGUCCUCGUCCAGGAGACCAAACACGAAAUCCUCACGUUCUACGACCCGGAAAACAACUCGUUGAGAAUUUCCCACAGAUUGGGUUCAAAGGGCCACUUGCACCUGAACGACAACGGCCACGCCCACCACCCCGUGCACGAGACCCACGCGAGGAUACCCCGAGGUCUGAAGGGACCCCACCACAUGUUCGAGUGCCGGCGCACCAACAUCAUGGGCUCGCUCGUCCAGGAUGCAAGCCCGUUCCUCUUUCCCUGCACCAUCGAGUACAGCCUCAUAUGCGCGGCCAUACUCUACGUCAUGUGGAAGAACAUCGCCAAGGCGGUCCCGAACAAGAUCGCGACACCACCAGUGCGGCAUCACGCUCACACUUACAGGAGAUCGCCGCACCACUACAGCGUCGACUGCGCCCAGGCCCACAAAGGCCUGUUCCUAGGCAUCCUGAUCCUCGUGCUGACCAUCAUCUCGUUGAUCUUAUUCUUUGUGCUGACCUCGCGACCGGAACUGGUCAACCUGGCCGUGACGGAGGUCAACAUUUGCGAGCUGACCCUUUACGGCAUGUCAACCCUGGCCACCCUCGUCGGGAUGUGCCAGAUGCGCAAACUGCGCUACGACGGCAGCCGAAACCUCGAGCUGGACAACAUCCUCCUCGUGGCCGCGCAGACGGGCAUGUUCAUCUACUCGAUGUUCACCAUCAUCGGGAGUCACUUCACCCAGGAGAAACACACGAGCCUCGUCCUCAUCACGGCCUUCGCUAGCGUCGUCCAGACGACCUUCCAGACCAUCUUCAUCCUGGACGCCUCCAAGAGGACCGUAGCCACGGCCGAGCAGAUUCGCCACAAGCCCGGUCGGGAGAUCGUCACCUUCCUCCUCGUCACGAAUCUGGCCAUGUGGGCCGUCAACACGAUGGAGAAGUCACGGGCCGAGUCUCACCCCGUUCAGCUACACUUUUACGGUCUCUGGGCUUGGACCAUCAUCACCCACGUCUCCAUGCCCCUGGCCAUCUUCUACAGGUUCCACAGCACCGUGUGCCUGUGCGAGAUAUGGAAAAAGGCAUACAAAGUGAAGCCCACCUACAUAUGACGCAAGGGGUCGUCCGAGGCGCGGAAGAGGAAGCAGCGGCGCUCGCUCGGGACGAAGAGCGCGAGCACCGCGUCGGUGGCACCGCGACGACCGACCAACCUGCCGGUGCGCCUCGACCGCAUCGCCGAAAACGAUCCCACGUACUUCAUGUGAUCGCUCACCCUCGCGAAGUUCCAGCAGAUCGCUGCCCAAAGGGUACCACCCCGAAGAUCGAUUCUCAUACUCAGGGAUGACCUUUGAAGUACUGGCAAUUGGGUCCAUUUGUUAUUCUCUCAAGUGUCGGCAAUGAGGUCCCAAAGUGGAUGAUCGGUUUGGGAGGGAUCGAAUGAUGCGGGUGGUAUUGGAACCUCGCGAGCGUCGAUUUGACCGUAUGCUGUGAUUGCGAUAGUCCGCGCGACCUUUCCCAUCGAGUACUCUCGAUAAUCCAAUUUAUUCCCGCUACCGUACUCUACUCGCUGCCAAUCCGAGCUUUGUGUCUCGUGGCAACUGUGUUACUUGGCUGAUGAAACGUUACGUGAUGCUCUUCACGAAAUCGGUCCGGUAUAUUGGUGAAUCGAUUGGAAAAUAUCUAUUGCCCUCCCCCUCCCCCAUCACCAUCUGUCCCUCAAUCGUCGAUUCCACAUCACAAGAUUAAUGUUUGCCAAUGAGUAUAAAUGAAAAGUUUCAGCUGUGGUUGGUGGAAUUCAAGACAUAUGCAGAGCUGACUCGAUAAUCAAAUUGUAAAAAAGUCCUGGUAUCUUGAGGAUUUUAAUUGUAGGUCGGUGUGCGCGAUUGCCCGCAAAAGUACGUGAGUUGUGUCCGUUUCUCCGAUUUCCUGUGACUCGAGAAUCGGUUCGCGUGUCGAUAGGCGACUAUACGUAUGGACGUUGAAGCCCCUGUAUCUCCCGAGGAAAAUAAAAUUUUCCAAAAGAGAAAGGAAAACAAGUUUAAACAAUCAAGAUCGUAAUCACCUUGUAAUUAACGCUUGCGAGCUUUUGUCCAUUAGUGUUAAAACUUAUGGUGUAUCCAUAUUUUUUUUUCGGUGACCUGUGCGUAUUACGGAGGAACCAAAUUUUCGAAACAACAGCUUGUAUAAAUAACUCGUAGUCUCUACGUAAACGAUCCGACCUUAGGUCGGAGCAACAAAUUUUCAGGACCACUUUGAUACUCUAGUGUUAUUGAAUCUAAAACAUAUUUUGUACCCUUUUGUAUACGGAAAAUUUUUUCUACCGAGUAUUUUUUCUACGACGAAUUUUUUCAUUUGUAAUUUUUCUAGACUGCGUUAGAGAGUGAAAAUAGAACUAUUACAUUAGUUGAUAAAAAAAAGUAGCUUAGAAUAAUCCCCCAAAUUUCCUUUGAGGGAAAAAAGGAAAAUUGUUCGAUGAGUAAAAAGUUUACACGAAUGCUGCCACAGUAAUAUUUUUCAGUCCCUCGUCUUCCAUGGAGUACAAAGUACCGGGAACCAAUUUAUUUUUUUAUUUUUUUAUUUUAUUUUUUUUCUAUAUUGAAUUCACAGAGACUCAUAUUUAUUCGAUGGACAAUUUUUUUUAAAUCAAAAAGUACAGGUUGAUAAUACGGUAUUCAAGGCAGCUGACAAAGGCCAACACUGUAAAUCCAAGUGUGCUCGAACAAUAUACAUUAAAUGCAAUAUGCGUGUAAAAUGCAUUGCAGCAGCUUGAAUGGGGUUUUGAUAUUUUUAAAUGACACAAAAUUAAUGAAAUUGAACGGUUUUUUACCGAAAAAAAUUAAUGUUUAUCAUGGUCUACCUGUAUUAAUUUUUGGUAAUUAAUUAAUUGCGUACAGAGCUAGCCAUUAUAUGCUUCACAUCUAGGGAGGUAAAUUAAAAAAAUGUUUUAGAUCGUAGUGUAUUACGGCCAACUAUAAUUUAAACACUGAUUCUUGUAGCUGCAACGUAUUUUUAAAACGUCUAUAAAUACAUUAAAAAUAAGGCACUUGGCUUUGUCAUGAAUACCAUAAUUUAUAACAGAAAUACUUGAGCUCUAAAAAGUACAGAAAGUACCAAACGUUCAAUCAUAUCAAUAAAACAGGAAAUCGCUGGCGAUAAGAGGAACGCACAGUAAGGCUGAAGUGAACAAUAUUUUCUCGAGCAUACGCAUUAACGUACGCUCGAUGCAUGGAAAAAUAAAUGAUUAAAACUAGAGUUUGAUAAUUGAAUAGUUACAUCAAUUAUUCGAUCAAUCACAAUGAGCCGAAGUAAUUUUUAUAAAACAAAUAAAAAUUAUUUACCAGUAAAAAAUCUAAGCUGCUUUGAAUUCGAUUACGAAUUUCACAGCCAUUUGAGUAUUGGCACAUCUUUUUUUUUCUCGAUGCCAAGUAAAUAAUAAUAAAAGGACAUGAUUGGCUAAAAGAAUCUUUUAGUCUAAUCUGUAGAAUUGACGCAGCGAAAAUAUUUUUUUUUCCAUUUCGCCCAAACGACAAAAAAACUACAAGUAUUAUGUUGUUAUACUGUUUAGUGUAGGAUGUGCAUUUCUGUACUUCUGAUACACUAAGGCAAUAAAUGUCAGGAUAAUCGUUUUGCAUCCAGAAGCAAUGAAAUGACGUAGCUGAAACACAAAAAUUUUUUUCCCAUUACAGCUGUACAGCAAUGAAAUGUGAUAUUUUUUAAUCAAUUAAGUUUUUCGAUUGCGUCAAGUGAGUUAAGAAUAAAAUAUCUAAAAAAAUAUAUACUAUCCCUGCUAGAGUAUGUAAAAUGAAUUCCAAUCAAAAAAGAAAGGACACAACGUGUAUAUGCGUGCGCGAGUAUGAGUGUUUGCGCGCGUGUGUGUGUGUGCAAGCCUAUAAAUAACGCUAUACUUGAUCAAUCGCUAAGAGUGAAAAAUCCGAUAGAGCAAUCCUAGUUGAUAGAUAGAUAGUUGACUAAUGUAAUGGCAACGAUUCUGUAAAUACGAUGAUUAAAGUAUUCUUGAGUAUUUUAGACUAUAGACGUGUCGAUAUGUUUUUUCUCUUCCUAUUAUUACAUUGGAUUAUAUUAUAUACACACACGAAAUAUAUAUAUAUAUACAUGCCAAA